AUGGAUUUGGGUGAAGCUGGUGCCGCGCCAGUCAUCCUGGCUGACUGGCUGGAUCGCCUCUUGAAUUACUGGCAUGAGAACCGUGCUGUUGUGUCCACCCUCGUCGGGCUCUGUGUUCUCGCCGUUGUUGUGCAACGCAGACAUGCUUCCAAGAGUGCACAGCACGGCUCCCCAACCCUGGAGAAGGCAGCGUGGCUCGCCCCAGAGGACGGUGCCCGCGUCCAGAUUGGAAAGGAUCAAAGACUCCAGAGUCCUUCGAGAAUCAGCCCUUCGCUCACGUCUGGCCAGGCUCGAAAACCUCGAACUCCGGCCGCUGCAGCCCGUGUGGUGACUGGCCGCAAGCCAGCGAGUUCGAGAGGACAGGCGGCGCUGCAAAGACGACGAGAGCCGUCUCGCAUGCAGCCACUGAUCUUCUUCUCGUCCUUGACUGGCACUACUGAACGCCUCGCGAAGCAGGUCGCGGCGGAUCUUGAGGGAGUCUCAACCGCCUACCCCGCGAUCCUCAGGCCUCAAGUAUACGAUCUCUCAUAUGUUGACCUCGACGACUACUUCAUCUCAGGCCCCAAAACUCCCGUCCCGAGUGCAGAUGUCUCGUACUUCUACCUCCUCCUGAUACCUUCCUACGACAUCGACACCAUUCUGAACACAUUCCUUGCCCAUUUAGACGAGACGCACAAUGACUUCCGCAUUGACACUGCACCCUUGUCCACAUUGGCAGGCUAUACAAUAUUUGGGAUUGGGGACAAAGAAGGGUGGCCCACCGAAGAGAAGGGCUUUUGCUCACAGGCUGUAGAGGUCGACAAGUGGAUGGCCAAAUUAACCGGUCGGAAGAGGGCGUACCCCUUGGGACUCGGUGACGUGAAAAGCAAUGUCGACAAGUCGCUGAAGGACUGGGUAGGUGGCGUCUGCAACGUCCUCAAGGAGGUGAGCAAGACGGGGGCGCUGGGUGAUGGCGUUCCUGGCAGCGGGGAACCCGUGGAGAGCGGUGACGAGGACGAGCCCGAGGAUGGCGAUGAAGAGACAGAUGAAUUCCCCGACUCUGGACGCAACAAGAGGCGAAAGCUUGCAAAUACCACCGAUCUCGAAGAUGUGGGUGGGAAGGCUAAUUCUUAUGCGCCUCCCAUCGCCAUUGACUUCACCACCUACGGCUCUCGCCCAGCACCAGCAACAACUCUCAAGGCCAUGGUUCCCAAGGAAUCCCCCACUCAUGCAGCGUUGACAAAACAGGGCUACACCAUCGUGGGCACCCACUCGGGCGUGAAAAUCUGUCGUUGGACCAAAUCUGCCCUCCGCGGUCGUGGAUCCUGCUACAAGAAUUCUUUCUACGGCAUUGCGUCCCACCUGUGCAUGGAAACUACUCCCUCGCUAUCAUGCAGCAACAAGUGCGUCUUUUGCUGGAGGCACGGCACCAACCCGGUGUCGACGACUUGGCGCUGGCAGGUCGACGAUCCCAAGUUGAUAUUCGACGGUGCAAAGGAAGGCCAUUACAAGAAAAUCAAGAUGAUGCGCGGCGUUCCCGGUGUGCGCGCCGAGAGGUUCGAAGAGGCCAUGCGUAUUCGGCACUGCGCUUUGAGCUUAGUUGGCGAACCAAUCUUCUACCCUCGCAUCAAUGAGUUUGUGGGCCUUCUACAUGGAGAGAAGAUAUCGAGUUUCCUGGUCUGCAACGCCCAGCAUCCGCAACAACUGCGUGACCUGCGCCGUGUGACACAACUAUACGUCAGCAUCGACGCCAGCAACAAAGACAGUCUGCGCAAGAUCGAUAGGCCUCUGCACCGGGAUUUCUGGGAACGGUUCAAUUCGUGUCUGGACAUUUUGCGGGAGAAGCGGUUUGUACAGCGCACCGUGUUUCGGCUUACGCUCGUCAAGGGGUUCAACAUUGAGGAUGAAGUCGAGGGGUAUGCUCAUUUGGUGGCCAAGGGACUACCCUGCUUUGUCGAGAUCAAGGGUGUCACAUACUGCGGCACGAGUUCCUCGGCCGGAGCGGGCUUGACGAUGCAGAACGUCCCCUUUUACGAGGAAGUGGUCGCGUUCGUCGAGGCCCUGGACAAGGCCCUCGCGAAACGGGGACUCGAGUACGGCAUCGCCGCCGAACAUGCACACAGCUGCUGCGUGCUGAUUGCGAGCAAGCGCUUCCUCAUCCGCGACAAGUGGCACACCCUCAUCGACUACGACAGGUUCUUUGACCUGCUGCAGAGUUCCGCCGACUUCACGCCCGAGGAUUACUGCAAGGCGACGCCCGAAUGGGCCCUCUGGGGCAAUGGCGGGUUCGAUCCCAGAGACGAGAGGGUGGAUCGGAAGGGGAGACCGAAGGAGAAGAAAAUAAGUGGUGGCGACGAUGACGAUACUGUCAGUGAGGCUCGAAGUGGAAUAAAGGCUGCAGAGCAGAAGGCCGAGUUGGACUUUUAA
Molecule: messenger RNA, 2406 nt
Organism: Fonsecaea nubica
Lineage: Eukaryota; Fungi; Ascomycota; Eurotiomycetes; Chaetothyriales; Herpotrichiellaceae
Exons: 2
Coding region: 1-2406 (801 amino acids)
Biological process (GO): wybutosine biosynthetic process
Molecular function (GO): FMN binding; 4 iron, 4 sulfur cluster binding; electron transfer activity
Source: RefSeq, a predicted model, not a curated record